GUCGAACGUAUAGCGGUGCGAUACUCCUUUAAGCGAGGUGAAUUCAUGCGAUACGUCGUAAUGGCGGAUUUGUCCGUGUAAACACACGUCAAAGUAAGUGUUUUUUUAUUAAUUAUUUCAUAAACCUUCGAUUACAAUUGCAUAUUUUGUAUUGAGGAUGUGAAGAUGGGACCGACACACAUUUCAUCAAAAUAACAGAGACCUAAAUUCAUAAUUAAAAAAGUUAUUGAAGGUAAACUGACGGCAACCAAUUUUGUGUCGGUGAAUAAAAUCGCUUAAUACAAGCUUAUAUUAAUAUAGUUUAUUUCUUUUUCUUGUUUAUUCUAUAAGGGUUAUCAUAAUUUAGUUGCAUAGCAAGUACCUUUGUGCUCCGAUAUACAUAGACGCUUACUGGUCAAAAUAUUUUAGUGUACGCUGGGUUUUGGUGCGAUAAAAUAACUGUACGCUGUUAAAGGUUCGAUAUUUCUUCAUUAUCACAUCUGUUGUACAUGUUUUCCUAUGAUUAUAUUAAGAGAUCUGCAUUAUAUGUGUCCGUUUCCUGAUUUCUGAAAAAAAUAAACUUCUUCUUAUUUACUUGAAAUAAAAGUUUCGUAUAACCAUCUAUACUCGUAUAAGUGUUUGAACUUAAUUUGAAUAACUAAUAAUAAUUAUCCUGUGAUAAUUAGGAGUUGGAAAAAGUAACCUUUACUCUACGAUCUUAUAUAACUAUAUUUCUUGUCAUCUCUCAAUUUUAAAAAAAACGUUCAUAGCUACUGUAUCUUCAUUCCAAAAAUGUGUCGCCCUUUUAUACAACCAGAGUCUUGUUUUUGUACUGUAUCUUGUUUGUGAUUUAUAUUUCCUUUUGAGCAUGGACUUUGUGUUAAGUUUUUUUUUCUGCAGUCUAAUUUAUUACUAAAGAAUCUGUGCAAUUUAAUUUUGAAGUUUACUUUCCACUUCCGUUCAUGAUAUGUCUGACAUUUGAUUUUUUUGCUCUUGAUAUUGAUAAAAAUAUAUUAUUAUAGACGUUGAAAUAUGUUUUUUUUUCAAAACGGCUUAUUUUUAGUUUUUUUGAUAAAUGAUCAGUACAUAUGCUGGGAUUGACAAAUAUGCAUUUAUUUGGAUUUUAAAUGCGUUUUGAGCUCCACAUCCCAAGUGUCUGUGAAUAUUCGCGAAAUUCACUGCCAAUAUGAUUGCCUCAAAAACGCCAACCUCAAGAAAAACUCGAAAUAUUGUUCCGCGAAAGUAUUCUAGGAAUACAAUAUAUUUUUACCAUGUGUAUCUUUUUACAUUUACUCAUUUUUUUUCUUUCCAGUGUUUAAAGAUGCCACGUUAUAAGAAAAAAUCACACUUGAGACUUUAUAAAAAAUGUCAACGCAAAAGAAAACUUCAAACAUCACCAUCACCGUUCAAAGCAAAGAAAAGAAUCUAUAAAUAUAAUUCACCUGCAGCUGCUAAAAGUCUUCAAAUAUUUCUCUCUCCAAAUAAAAAUGAAGUCAGUGUUACAAUUUCUCCUUCUCCGAUGGUCAUUCAAUUUUUACAGAAAUCUCCAACAGUUGCCGUUUCAGAAAAAAAAAGCAAAAGAAAACUUGCUUUUGGAUCAGAUUAUUCAGGAGACAAAGAAAAAAAUGAAUUAGAAAGAACAAUUGAUCUCUUAAAAUGUCUUGUUGAGAAAGGUGCUUUUUCAACUAACAAUAUUGCCUUCAAACUAUUUCAAGAUACAUUAAAAUGGCAUUCGUGCAGCAAUACGUCUGGCAUGAGAUACUCCGAUGAAGUAAAAGAAUUCUUCUGGACUGGGAGAAGAUUAUUAGGGGACCAGUUUUUGCGAUUCAUGCGCGGAUUUGCACACAGGGGAUUUGUUGUUCAAGGUGACAUGUCCAAGGGCAAUUAUGACCCUUUGGAAACUGAUAUCAAUUUUUCUGUACCAUCUGAGCGUACCUUAGACGAUUUUCGCCCGCUUGAUAUAGCAUUCAGUGGAAAUUUGGAACCUGGCAUUAUCCAUGAAAAUAUUGAAUUAUAUUCAAAGGCUAAUCCAGAUGUGUCUUGUAUCGUUAUGUUUGACGGGAAAAAAAUUGUUCCGAAUUCUGCAGAUGUUUAUCUUUUAGAUAAAGAGGAGGAGCCAAAGUUGUCUGAUAUCAAAUCUGAAUUUGAACACAGAUGCGUGUUGAUAGAUGAAUUGAUUAAAUUGUUUGAAGACAUCUAUGAAAGAGGAUUCUGUAACGCAAAUGAGAUAACACCAAUCGAAAGGGAGCAAAUAGUUAAAAUGAGUAAAAAGGUUCUUGGAUGCAUUGGUAAUGCUAUCAAAUCGCUCAGAAAAACAUAUGCAAAAAAGAAAGUGUAUGUUAACACACUUGAGAAAAAAUUAAAAGAUUCAAAUGAUGGUAAAUUCAAAUAUGCUUUGAAUAAAAUCAGGACUCUACAGUAUCAAAUUAGUAUCUGUGUGAAAGAUAUGCUUCAAGUUGUUAAUGAUAUUCUCCGGUUUUGUGCCAUUUUGAAUAAGAAGGAACAUUUGUUUAAAGUAAAUACUUGUAAUCUGCAUUUUCAACAAAACUACAGGGAGCUUAAGACACCUGAAGAAAUUAAAAGAACAUGCGGAAUUGAACCCAACAGAGUAGAACAUACAGAAAUACUGAAACAGAGAACUGAAGAAUGGUUUGAAUUACGCAAAUCUGUAAAAGUAACAGGAAGCGUUUUACACAGAGCAAUCGGUAUGGAUACUCUUGUAGCACAGAAAGAACACUAUGAUAUUGUCGUUGGUGGAAAAAUAGCUCCUGAAGUCAGCAACACUCAACGAGAUGCAAUGUCACACGGAUCUGAAAAUGAAAUUAACGCUGUGGCAACUUUUGUGUGCAAAGUGAUGCCUACAUAUUUCCCAAAUUAUACAUUCUAUGAAGAAGGUGCAUACAAAAUUGUGAAUGAAAACGGCAAAAGUUUGGUUGUUGUUUCCCCUGAUGGCAGUUUACGUGACACUAGUAGACAAUCAGUUUUGUCUGUGGAAAUUAAAUGCCCCUAUUCAUCUUAUAUUGGGUCAACACCAGUAUAUUACGAGAUGAAACAAGGGCAUGUACUUCAAAACCUAACAGAAGCCCACGUUUUAAAAUCGGAUGAGCAUAUAUACAUAAGUUGGAGUAAAGAAUCUACAACUGUGUUCCGAAUGUCAAAGAAUGAGGAAUUGUUGGAAAGGGCCUUGGAGCAGGUAAAUGAAAUUUAUUACCAAGACAUACCAAGAAGACCGAUAAAGGUUUCACAAGCUGUAAAGGCACUCAAAAUCAAUAUACAAAAGGUGGCAUCAAAUGCCGAGUUUAUUUGUGAAGUACCAUCAAUAGUUGCAAAAGUGAGCCAUGAUGAAUAUGACGAUGCAGUAUCUCCGUAUUAUGAACCAAGCAGGGAGAGAAAUACAGCUGAGACUGAAAUUUUUCUACUUACAGAUAUGAUACAAUGCCUACAUAAAGGCAAGCAAUUAGUUAUGAAUGCUUUCGGUUUCCAGAAGCCAGUCUCAUCUGAAGUUCUAAUCCAUUUAGUAAGUGACAUGAACAGAACUUGGAAGAAGGAGGUAGGACAUGGUUUGCCUAUAUCUUACUUAUUCAAAGGAUACAGUUUAACCAUGGGGACUUCAAGACGUAUUCUAGAUGAAGUGUUGGAUUCAUGUCAAGCUUCAGGACUUCAUGUACCAUGUGUAGCAUUUGAUGGUCAGUUCGCACAUCUGAAAGACACUGAUGCCGACAACAACACGAGCACAUUGUUUGCUUUUCAAAGGCAAUUUUGGUUGAAGGUAAAAAGGCUUUCAAAACGUGAACUAAUCUUAGCUAUAUGCAAUUCAUAUGCCGAAUGUAGUGUAACCAGACAACAACUGCCAGAAACCGAUGAGACUGGUGAAAGACAAGAUUGUUAUGGUAGAUAUGAAGUAGUAAAUAAAAAGCGAGGCAUUAAACCAAUUAUUAGUGAAGUGGAUAUUAUCUUUAAGAAAGCUAAUGCACAGUCUGAAUGUGCUGAUAAUACUGAAAUAACUGACUGUAAUGAACUUGAUGAAAGUGUUGUUCAGAUAUUACAACAAAUUGUUGACCAACCUGAUGAUCAUUUAUCUUCACAGUCGUAUUCAAAUCCUGGUAAUAGAGAUUCAGAUAAUAUUAAUAAUGAAGAAAAUGGAGCAAUUGAAACUUCAGUAAAUAAAGAAUUGCAGACAUUAAUUUUACAGGCCGAUGAUUAUGAAGUCAUUUAUAAGCUGCUUUGUUCCUCAAAAAGGUUAUCCAAAUGGAGAAAUAUAAUAAAAGAAGACCUUAUAAAAAUCUUUGAGUCAGCAUCAUUGAUGAAAAGUGAACUCACUGGACAAGAACUACACGAAAUUGUAAAAUACAUAAACAUAAAACUGUCAGGAAAGAAUGCGGCAAUUAAACAAAGUCUAAGGAAAUCUGUAAAAAUCAAUUGCCUCUGUGCAGUGCUGGGAAAUAAUUCUACCAUUGAAACAAAAGAGAAACCAAGACGUUCAAGGAAGAUAGUAACCUUGAAAUCUCUCUGUAUAGCCGAGAUACAGAAAAGAACAUAUCCCAAGGACGCUGUAGCAGUUUCCCAUGCCAAAAGUGUUUGGCAAGCUGAAGAACAGUCCUGGUACGAAAGUUCAAAAACUCAUGUUUCAACAGAAAUAUCUGUUAACUCUGCUUUUGAAAAUAACACUGAACAAAUUUUAAGUUUUAAACCAGUUUAUUCACCCGUAUAUAAUGAGAAGCGUCAACAGCAAGAAGUUUGCUUAAUGGAUGGAACCCAUAUACGUACAAACAUCAAAUCAAAAUUGAUUCGUUCAAAUCUUGGCAAAGUAAGUUUAAGUGCAUGGAAAAGAGUUGCUUUGUCUGGUAAAACUGAUUUGGCACCCGCCAUGCUUGAAGUGCUACACGACGGUAAAAUAAUGCACCAGCAAAGUGACCCUUAUGUCAGAACGAUGUUCAGUAAAGAGGUGGAAGUGGAACUUGUAUCAAACGGAAAUGUUGAAGAGGCCAGAUUCUGUAAACUAUUUCGAGAGUGGCAUGAGGCUGAAGAUAUGGCAGGAAUUUCUGCUAAAGAGAGAUGUAUGCGCAGCAUGAGAUUUAGAAAUUGGUUAUUGGAAGGCUACAGGUUUGAUCAGUUUCCUCCUGUUUCGCAGUAUGUGAAAGGAAUUCCACGAGUCACAUUUGAGGGGUUAGUGUGCAGUAUAGAUGUACAUUUGCUACUUUAUGGCCUUACUAUUACUGGAACUUACAACUGGAGAUCAGUUUCCACAUUAGUAGCUGAAAACUUUAUGGGGGAGCUUGCGGAACGCUCACAAAACAACCAUGGUGUACCAUCAGGGAGUUCAUUGCAAGUGGAUAUGGCAAAAAUAUCAGAGCUUCAUGCCAUGAGGCUAAAGCCAACAAGAUCAUUUCAAAUGAAAACUGCAAAGUCAAGGGCAUACACGAUUCCCAGUGAUCUAAAUGGAGGUUUCUCUUCUGACCAAGACAGUUCAAAAAAUACCAAUGAUACCACAGACAUCGAGAAUUCAACGGGCAUUAAAUUAAGUCCUGUUCCUGAACAGAAAAUUUCUUCAUUAACUAUAAGAGACCAUGAAUUUGAUAUCAGAGUGUCUGGGAAAACAAAAAAAGGCGUACUGCGAAAGUUUGGAGAAAGACCAAGAGGGGUGCAAUCGGUUCGAACUCAUUACAAAAUUGAUGAAAGUCAAAUAUUACCUUCUUUAAGUUUAGGACUAACUGAGGAUAUGCUCCUAUAACCCAAAAAGAAAGUUUUGAUUCUUUUAACAGCUUUAUUGAAAGUUAAAUGAACAUAUCACACAAUAGUGAAAUUUAAAACAAUGUAUCUUUGUUAUGACUAGAGUUUGAUAGUUUGCAGUUCUUACACAUUAAAAUUUCCUAAAAAAUAAUGAUAAUCAUAAUUAUUUUUCAAGUACUAUGGAUUAUAAGUUAAAGCAGCAUGACUCAAGAUUCAUGGUAAUUUUUAUGAAAAAUAUUGAAAAUGUACUUAGUAUUAAAAUAGGUAGAAGUAAACAAGGAAAGAUAUUUACAUAUUGUACAAGCCAAUGUAACAAUCUACCUAAAUUACUAAAUAGUUCAAAGUUUGCAAAUAAAAUCCUUAUCGGAUUAGUGAAGUAGAAAUAUUGUGAUGAAUACUGCAAAAUCAGUCAUUAACUGAGCAUACCAUGUGAAUUAUUACUUGACAUUCAAAUCUUUUUACAUUUCAUAAAAUAUAUGUAAAUUUUGCUAGAGUCUGAUUUUCUAGAAAUAUUUUGGCCAGUCUGCAGGCAUGCUGCUUUAAUUUAAAUGGCUGUUUUCAAGCAUUUAACAUAAAGUAUCACUAGUGAAAUAGUUAAAUCAGUGUUUUAAUUUUGAAAAAGAGAUUUUUACAAAAAAACAUUUUGUAUAUAUUUACUGCUGUUGCAAAGAUUAUUCCUACUGAAGUAUUAUUUUGCAAAUCUUGAUUUAGCCUUUUAAAAACAUUAUAAACAAUUGAAUGCCUUUUAUCUUAACUAUACUGGAAAAAACUGCAAACCAUCAUGGCAUUUGGAAAUAUUUGUAAACAUAAUAUCAUAUAAAAAUGAGAUCAUAGUGCUGCCUGCACAAAAAGAGUAAAUAAAUAAAAAAUAGUAAUAAAAAGUAUUACUCUCCAAUAAAAGGAAUGUUUAACUCAAAAUAUAUUAUAUCACUUUAAAGGAUAUACAAUAUUUACACAGUGAAGAGGGAAUUGUGUCUGUCAGAAAGACAUAUAUAUUAUAUCACUAUUUAACAUUUUACAUUUCUACUUCUUUGGCAACAAUAAAGAAUUGUACUGUUUAAUAUUAAUUGAGGUAUUUGGUAUGCCUAAUUUGAGCCUUAAAUUCUAAGGGUAGCUAUGUAUAAAACUUUUGAAAAUAUUCAGCAAUAUUUACAGAUCAAAUAAGUGAAAUAUUUUCAUGUAGAUGGACUGAAAAGAGGAAUAAAAAGGUUUGGCACCUUUUAAAAAAGUGUUUCUUGUUGUUUUACUUUGUUUAUUUUUAACUUCCAUUAAAUUGAAUGUCUAUGGGGAUAUCCAUUUGCAAAGAUACUUCUUCAAUAGAAAAAAAUUAACAGGUAUUAAAAUAAACAACAUUGAAAUAUAAAAAAUACACAAUUAAAUAUAAACAAUAUAACAUAACCAUGAACAUCAAAUUUGCAUAUCAACAUAUGCCUAUUCUUAUUCACCAACUAACACAUAUUAAACUGGAAAAUGUGUGCCAGACUAUGCAUGAUGUUUUACUCUCCCUUGAAAGAAAAAACUUGACCUAACUGGCAAGAUGUUACUCAUGAAAUUAUAAACAAAGCUUAUAAUAAAUGAAAAAUAAGGAAAACCAUUUAACUAAAAAUAGUAUUUCUCUACUCCAAUUUAGCAUAAAAACAUUAAAGCCUAAUAGAAAUAAAUGAGCCGUGUCACGACAAAACCAACAUAAUGGGUUUGCGACCAGCAUGGAUCCAGACCAGCCUGCGCAUCCGCGCAGUCUGAUCAGGAUCCAUGC
This is a messenger RNA of Ruditapes philippinarum (Manila clam), 7465 nucleotides long. RefSeq lists its product as uncharacterized. The record is from RefSeq and is a predicted model, not a curated record. Bases 1166 to 5710 code for a protein of 1514 amino acids. Lineage: Eukaryota; Metazoa; Mollusca; Bivalvia; Venerida; Veneridae. The transcript is spliced from 3 exons.